AUGGCUCCUCACGCCAACAACACUGAUGGAGGAGAAGGAAGCAACGGUGAUGACUAUCGCCUUCCCAACACCGUCUACAAGGCUCCGUCUCGUGCGGCUUCUGAGCACAAUCUCAUCACUCCCGAGGGAGGAAACGCCGCUGUUCAGCAGGGCGGACCCGUUCAGCCCAUCAAUGGAGCUGCUAUCAACACCGGACCAGAUGCCAAUGCCGCUUCCGUUUCCAACAACUUGAACGCCAACAUGAUCAUCAACGGCAACAAUGUGGCCAACGGCAACGUUUCUCACACUGGAUCUACCGGUCGGCGAUCCGUUUCGGCUCCUCUCACUACCCUCGACCGCAACGGAGUCGGUUUCGUUUGGGGCGGCACCAACCAGCCCAACCGUUCCCUCAGCACUGGUCCCUGGACCGAGGGAUUCAGCCAGGUCAUGAACCAGCGCCAGCAGCAGAACGGCCGCGGAUGCAUCCCAUCCCCCAUUGGAACUUGUCACGCUGCUGCCAACAUUGCCGGCACUGCCUCUUCUACCCUUGUCGACGGCGGUAUCGUUCAGAAUGGCGCCGCUUCUGCGCCCCUCCCUACUGCCGACACUCCGACUACCCCUUCGUCCGACGCUCAGACUCUCGCUGAGACCGUCGAGAACGUCGUGGAGCAGCAGCUUGCCUCCGCUCUCGGUCCUCUUCGCAUCAUCAUCAACAGUCUCAGCCAGAGUAUUCAAGCCACGCGCCAGGAGAACUCAGAUUUCCAUGAGCAGAACAACAUUCUCAGCCGCCAACUUGAUCUCCAGUAUCAGCAAAUCCAGCAGCAUUCGGACAAUGCCAACGCCCAGAUCCGAGCUCUUCUCAACCUCAUUGAAACUCAGACCGGCAAUAUUCAGGGCAAUACCCAGAACAAUGGCCAGAGCGUCAGCACUGAGACCAAUAACGAUCUCAUGAACCAGAUCACUCAGAUGGUUGCGGCUACCGCUGAUACCAACGACGAUCUCGUGAGCCAGAUCACUCAGAUGGUUGCCGCUACCGCUGAGACCAAUGACGGUCUUGUGAACCAGAUGAUCCAGAUGGUUGCCGCUACUCCCCGCUACAUGAGCAGCGUCAUGCAGCAUUUGACUAUGACCGCUAUGCUUCCGGUUCAGACUCAGGCGCUUCAGCAGUCUGUUCUCCAGGCUGUCCAGGCUACCGUUCAGCACGCGAUUCAGACCACUGUCCGGCUUGCCAUUCAGGACGCAGUUCAGAACACAGUCCAGAAUAUCCACGACACGGUUCAGCAGUCCGUCCAGGCUGCUGCUUAUGAAGCCGCGACCACUCAGACACGCAACGCUCUCGAGGUCGUUGUCGGCACCCAGCGAGAGGCAUUUGACAACGUCCUCCGCUUCCACAUCCAGCGCUCCAUCGAGUCUGGAUCAGACCAGACGCAAGUCGGAACUCCCGACAGUCUUAAUGCCGAGACUUUCGGCAACUACGGUCUUGGUCUCGUUGAUGGCACCGCCCAUCACGAGAACUUUGACGACGAGACGGCCGACACGGCCACUGCCCUCGAUGAGGCCCAGCUUCUCGACAAUGAGAAGCCGGCCAAGCGAUGCGGCAAGAUCAAGGCCUUCUUCAAGAAGGUCUUCAAGUUCGGCGGCAACUAA
Purpureocillium lilacinum is the source of this 1626-nucleotide messenger RNA. RefSeq lists its product as uncharacterized. Lineage: Eukaryota; Fungi; Ascomycota; Sordariomycetes; Hypocreales; Ophiocordycipitaceae. The record is from RefSeq and is a predicted model, not a curated record.